Lathyrus sativus (Indian pea) is the source of this 1887-nucleotide messenger RNA. NCBI's taxonomy places the organism in Eukaryota, Viridiplantae, Streptophyta, Magnoliopsida, Fabales, Fabaceae. The record is from the annotation of a GenBank genome assembly.
AUGGUGGCUACCAGAAGUAUUGUGAUUUUGUUGCUUUGUAUUACUGUUGUUACUCCGAUUCUGCUUUACACUGAUCGUCUUACAACCUUCAAUUACUCCUCCGCUCACCGGGAGUUUGUUGAAGAUGUAACUACUUUUGCUGUCGGUGGAGUAGGCUCUAGCCAUUUGAAUUUGCUACCUGAGGAGACCUCUACUAUCCUUAAGGAACCGAUUGGGGUUGUAUAUUCAGAGAACUCUUCAAACAGUAACAAUUUGCUUCGAGGGGAACGUGUAGUAUCCAGGGUAUUGUCAGCUACAAAUGAGGAAGUUCGAGUUAAAGGGGAGAACUCCAUCAAACUGGUGACAGAUGGUGAAGAUGCUAUUGAUGCUGAAGACAAUGAUGAGAAACUUACUAGAUCAUCUAAUGCUUCUAAUCAAGCAUCUGAAGUUAUACUUACUAAGCAAGGGAAACAGCAUAUUGAAUCUUCUAGCAAAGUAAACAAUAUCAAGCAUAGUGACGAUACACCGCCUGAUGCUCGGGUACGGAAACUAAAGGAUCAGCUCAUCCAAGCUAAAGUUUAUCUUUCCCUUCAGGCAGUUAGGAACAUUCCCCAUCUCACUCGGGAGCUUCGGCUACGGGUAAAGGAAGUUUCACGAACAAUUGGAGAGGCAAGCCAAGAUUCCAACUUGCCAAGGAAUGCAAAUGAGAGAAUGAACGCAAUGGAGCAAUCAUUGAUGAAAGCAAGGCAAAUUCAAGAUGAUUGUACCACAUCUGUGAAGAAGCUUAGGGCUAUGCUCCACUCAUCAGAGGACCAGCUUCGCGUGCACAAGAAACAAACCUUGUUCUUAACACAGUUGACAGCCAAAACACUGCCUAAAGGUCUCCACUGUCUUCCGUUGCGCCUUACAACUGAAUACUAUAGCUUGAACUCUUCUCAGCAACAAUUCCCCAAUCAAGAGAAGCUAGAGGACCCUGGGCUAUACCAUUAUGCAAUAUUCUCAGAUAACAUAUUGGCAACAGCUGUUGUUGUGAAUUCUACUGCUGCCCAUGCUAAGAACUCCUCCAAACAUGUUUUCCACAUUGUAACUGAUAGGCUCAAUUAUGCUGCAAUGAGGAUGUGGUUUUUGGCAAAUCCACCUGGGAAGGCGGCAGUUCAAGUUCAAAACAUUGAAGAUUUUGCAUGGUUGAAUUCGAGUUACAGUCCAGUUCUUAAGCAGUUAAGUUCUCCUUCAAUGAUAGAUUAUUACUUUAGGGCUCACCGUGCUUCUUCUGAUUCAAACCUCAAGUUUCGGAAUCCUAAGUAUUUAUCAAUGUUGAAUCACCUCCGCUUCUACUUGCCUGAAAUAUUUCCAAACCUCAAGAAAGUGCUGUUUUUGGAUGACGAUGUAAUUGUGCAGAAGGAUCUUACUGGUCUUUGGUCAAUUAAUUUGAAGGGAAACGUAAAUGGUGCUGUCGAAACUUGUACAGAAAGUUUUCAUCGGUUUGAUCGUUACCUCAACUUCUCAAAUCCUCUAAUUGCAAAGAAUUUCGACCCCCGUGCUUGUGGAUGGGCAUAUGGUAUGAAUGUUUUUGAUCUAGUCGAAUGGAAGAAGCAAAACAUCACAGAGGUGUACCAUAACUGGCAGAAGCUGAAUCAUAAUAGACAACUAUGGAAGUUAGGAACCCUGCCACCCGGUCUUAUAACAUUUUGGAAACGCACUUUUCCGCUGAACCGAUCUUGGCACGUCUUAGGUCUUGGCUACAACCCCAAUGUCAACCUAAAAGAUAUUGAAAGGGCAGCUGUAAUACACUAUAACGGAAACAUGAAACCGUGGCUUGAGAUAAGUAUUCCGAAAUUUCGUGGUUAUUGGUCGAAAUAUGUUGAUUAUAAUAUUGUGUAUUUGAGAGAAUGCAACAUCAAUCCAUAA